This is a messenger RNA of Neocloeon triangulifer, 5471 nucleotides long. It is a transcript of the gene Gad1, whose product is annotated as glutamate decarboxylase. The transcript is spliced from 10 exons. Gene Ontology annotation, molecular function: pyridoxal phosphate binding; carboxy-lyase activity. Gene Ontology annotation, biological process: carboxylic acid metabolic process. The record is from RefSeq and is a predicted model, not a curated record. NCBI's taxonomy places the organism in Eukaryota, Metazoa, Arthropoda, Insecta, Ephemeroptera, Baetidae. The coding region runs from base 93 to 1616 and encodes 507 amino acids. Gene Ontology annotation, cellular component: cytoplasm.
GAGCUAGGUGGACCCAGAACCUGACUUGCGUCCGUCGGAACAACACUCUCUGAUCUCGUGCACCUCCCGUCAGCCGCCCAGCCACCCCCAAAAUGAGCUCCUACAAGCUGCCCGACGAAGUCGGCAAACUCCAUUUUCAAGAUUUACUUCCGGUUAACCCUGAUGGGCUGGACAACACCCGUAUUUUUCUGGCCAAGCUGAACGAGCUGCUCGCCGAUUUCGUGCGGGACACGAGCGAUCGAAAUGAAAAGGUGCUGCACUUCAAGUUCCCUGAAGACAUGAAGGCCUCGUUGGACCUCGAAUUGACCGACCAGCCCGUCAAUCUGCAGCAGCUGCUGGACGACUGCAGUUCUACAUUGAAGAAUCAAGUCAAGACCGGUCACCCUCACUUCUUCAACCAGCUGUCCUGCGGGCUGGACCUGAUUUCGAUGGCCGGCGAGUGGCUGACGGCGACGGCCAACACCAACAUGUUCACCUACGAGAUCGCUCCGGUGUUCAUCCUGAUGGAAAAGGUGGUGUUGGCCCGCAUGCGCGAGAUCAUCGGCUGGCAGGGAGGAGACAGCAUCCUCGCACCCGGCGGCUCCAUCUCCAAUCUGUACGCGUUCCUCGCCGCCCGCCACAAGAAGUUCCCGCAGUACAAGGACAAGGGCUUGUCCGCCGUGCCGGGCCAACUGGUCAUGUUCACCUCUGACCAGUGCCACUAUUCCAUCAAGAGCUGCGCGGCCGUCUGCGGCCUCGGAGUGGAUCACUGCGUCGAAGUACCGUCCGACGAACGAGGCCGUCUGAUUCCUGCAGAGCUGGAGCGGUUGAUUUUGGAGCGCAAGGGUAAAGGCCACAUUCCCUUCUUCGUGAACGCCACCUCAGGAACCACCGUGCUGGGCGCUUUUGACCCCAUCGACGAAAUCGCUGACAUUUGCGAAAAAUACAACUGCUGGCUGCACAUAGAUGCGGCCUGGGGCGGAGGUUUGCUGCUGUCGAAGAAAUAUCGCCACCCUCGCUUCACCGGCGUAGAAAGGGCUGACUCUGUCACAUGGAAUCCUCACAAACUCAUGGGAGCCUUGCUGCAGUGCUCAACUAUCCACUUCAAAGAUGAGGGUCUUCUGCUGAGCUGUAACCAGAUGAGUGCCGACUACCUGUUCAUGCAGGACAAGCUGUAUGACGUCAACUACGACACCGGAGACAAGGUCAUCCAGUGCGGUCGCCACAAUGACAUUUUCAAGCUGUGGCUGCAGUGGCGUUCGAAGGGCACGCAAGGUUUUGAACAACUGAUGGACCAUCUGAUGGGCUUGUCCGAGUACAUGGUGGAAAGGAUGAGGCAAAUGCCGGACAAAUUCUAUCUCGUCCUGCCCGAGCCCGAGUGCGUCAACGUCAGCUUCUGGUACAUCCCGACCCGCCUGCGCAACAUGCCCCACGGCCCUGAGAGGGAAAAGAUUUUGGGACAGAUCUGCCCCAUCCUGAAGGGACGCAUGAUGCAGUCCGGCACCCUGAUGGUCGGCUAUCAGCCCGACGACCGCCGACCCAACUUCUUCCGCAACAUCAUUUCGAACGGCGCCUGCAGGAAAGAGGACGUCGACUUCCUUCUGGACGAGUUCGACCGGCUGGGACACGACUUGUAAAGUACCAAACCCGUUUCAACCCUCUAAAAUUAAGUUGGUCUUUGUCACAUUUCGUUUCGAGUCGGUGAUGAAAAAUUAGGUUGCCUUACGAGAUAAACGAGUUAGAGGUGAAAGAUGAAAAUACGCAAAAAAAACUGAUUUCGUCCUGAGUUGCGCAGAUAUAUGAAUUAUUUUUCGAGUUAAAAAUAUGCCAACCCCCUGGCUAGGGGUGAGAGAGAUUCAUAUUACUAAUGGGAGUAACUAAAGCAUUGUUAUUAUAUACAAAUGGGUUAUUUGAGGAGUUUAGAGGUCGCAAUCGAUAAAUAUAUACCAUAUACACAAAUAUAUAUAUUCACUGUUGGUCGCCGAUGCAAAGUCGGCAGAAUAAUCGCGUGUAUUCUGAAAUCAACUUUUAGGAAUUGUACAUGAAAUGCGUCAAGUAUAAUUAUUCUUCACACGUAAUCCUCGUUGCAUUAGCUGUUUCAAAAAUUAGGUGUUGACAUUUAACGAAUUCGGUUCCCAAACACGACCUCUUGCGGAAAAGAGUCGGUUGAAUUUAUUUCAAGGCGAAAAAUAAAAAAAAAUGGAUGUGCGAGGGUUGUUAUCAUUUAACACGAUCGAAUUUACGUUUGCAUGGGGUUUGUUACAAGCAGCCUAAUAUUAAGGUGACUCUCUUACAUGUAUCCCCCGUAUCAGUUACCACAAUUAGCCAUGUUUCUAAAAAUGAAAUAGUGUAGAAUUGCAAUAACAAGAAGCCGCUUGGGCAGGGCGGCCGUAGACAGAGCAAGGGGAUAAGGUUGUGACGUGAAAGGCUCGCACGCUUCAUCCAGUUGCACUUCAAAACUUAAUUUAUGUUUUAAUUCUUUUCAAAAAAAAGUCCCUAUUUUUUUUAUCUGUACUAAAGAAAUGUUUUAAUUUUUUUAAAUGGAAUCUUUCGGAAUCUUUGAAAAUAAUUUGAUUGCAUUAAAAGUUGCGAGACAGAUGCCUUGCGAUUAGGAGAACCCCAAGUGAGGUAUGAGGUAGCUUUCUUUCUAAACGCGAGAAUCUUUUGAUCGAUGACUUUGAUCUCCUUACUGCCUGCGUCCGACGUGUGUACAUAUAACAAGCACUUCGAGCAAACUAUAUUUAAUUAUUUUAUUCAUUGUUAUCCCAUGUCCAGGCGAUUUUGGGAGUUGGAACGAAUUUUAAAUAAGAAGCUGAAAGCCAAAGAUCCACGAAAAAAAUAGACACCUUUGAGAUUAAAAUCUUUAUCUACGAUGGAAAUAUUUUUCGCGGAAAAACUCCUUAUUUUUGGGUUUAUCGUGUAUUAUUAUUGAAAAUAUUUGUAAUUUUUGACCAACAAAGUCAAAAACACCCACACUGCUGUACUGACAAUAUCUUGGAUAUGUAAAAUCUACUUAGGAAAAGCCAAGCUGUAUUAUGAGAAAGGCAAAAAUGACAAACACAGUAUGCUCUUAGAGGGACUGAUUGAAAAUAUAAAAAUGGAAAACCACUAUCACAGGUCGUUCAGUUUACAACAAACUCUUGGUAGUGCCAUCGAAAUCAGUGUUAGGGCGCGUAAUUAAGUAAGUGUUUACUUUGAUUGCUCUCUCAUACCACGGCUUGUUUUUCGUUGUUUUAAUGCGAGGUGAAUGAAUGUGCCAAAUUAAAUUGCAAAAUUCGCGGACAGCCAAGGUAAAUUGGGUUAAAACAAAAAUUGGCGAUUAAAUUUUCAAAAAAAAAUACGUCCCAGAUACCGUGGCCAAAGCGAAUGCGCGUGUAAAUGCAAUAUUUAAAUGAUAAGUGUCGCCGGUAAGAGUAAAGUAAAUAAUUAAACACUGCCUCUAGACGGUUAUAAAUUAACAUAAAUGUAUUUGCUGUGAUAACGCAAGAGACGAGAAAUUAUUUUCUAGCGAAGAAAAAAAUAAGAGAAAUCGGCCAAAAUUCAAUUGAAAUACCAGCAUAUCCACAUCUUUAUUGAUUGUAUCUGAAAACUAUAUCCUUGUUUCCGAGUAUUUUACGGUAGCGCCGGUCGGCGCUACUCAAAAUGACACGAUAGUGAUCUAAAACGCAGCCUUGGUGCGACUCACCUCGGCGUGGAACUUUGAGAUGCUGGCCCCAGUGCUGAACUCAUCGAUUUCAAACCCAGUAGUUAUAAUAAAAAUUAAAUCCUAGUCGAGAUAUAAUAGAAACAAAUUUCUCGUGAGCUCGGAUAAUUUAUUGCCGAGUCGAGAUUUUUUUUGUUCCCAUUUUUUCUAUAGUGCAAUCAUUUUGUUCAACGCUUAUGUGAUUUAAACGAACUGAAUUGUCGAGAUCUCGCAAGCAAUUUAAAAACAACAAAUCACAAAUGUCUUCCAAAAAACUCAAUUAAGAAAAGGAGUGGCCGCGUCUUGACAACUCGCGCUUUUACGAGGCGCGGGCUGAAAAGUGUAGACGCGGAAUUACCAUCAAAUGUGAAAAUUGCUGUUGUAAAUACUUAAUAUAUGUAACGGUUCUGUGUUAGUGCUAUGCAUGAAAACAAAAAAAAAUCACAAAACAUCCGAGGUUGGCUUUGAGAACGAAAUUUUGCCGACCUCGGGGGCCAAAAGAUGUUAAUAUAGUUGUGCAUUACAUCUUGUUGACGAAACAUGUGUAGUUGAUAUUUGAGUGUUAAAAAAAUGUUGGUGUAAAAUUAUCACACAAAAAAAAUGGCUGUAGAUUUUAGCACAAACAAAAUCGUGGUUGAGGAAAAAUGUGUAAAAUAAGACUUUGUAAAAAGCGGGCAAAAGUUGAAGAGACAAACAACGUUGCAAAAACCUUGGAGUGUUAGUUUGAAGCAUACUCAUCACAAAUUAUUGACGUGACAAAUUAUUCUUAGUUUUUAUCAUGAUCGAAAAAUACAGCAAAACUAUAACUUGACGCGUCGCUCUAUUGAUCAGAAAUGUUUUAUUAAAAUUUUAAGCAGAGAACACUGAAGGUUUGCUCAUCGUUAUCUGUUUGAGUGGAAUGACGAAAAUUGGCAAUACAUCAAAAAUUCUUACUUCUUGAUAGCUCAACAAAUUUCCAUUCUCCUUUCAGCUCUUCUUAAUUUGUGCAAAAAAAUUGAACACAAAGUUUGAUUUUUUUCUACAAAAAUUGAAAAUAUCCUUUUUUAAUUUGUAAAAAUUUUAACUGAAAAAUUCUCAUUUCUGCACAAAUUUUAUUAUGCACAUUACUCACUUAACGCACUCAAUAACUUCUGCACCAAUUUCUCAUGCACGUCGCACUAUAUUUAAAUAAAAGAUAUUAUUUUCAUAUAAUUUAUGCACACACUUAUAAUGCACUUUUCUCACUUCCUACCCUGAAUUUUAAAUGCACACUUAACUCAUUUUUCCUCUUUUUUCAGCACAAAAAUUAAAUAUUAUAUGAAUGCACAUUACAAUUUUUUUGUUUAAAGCACAAAUUGCUAAUCAUUUUCUUUUAAUGCACUCUAUAAAUUAAUUAUUUGAAGUUUUACAAUGCACUUGAGCACUAAAUGUCUUCCCCAUGCACCACACUUGCACCUUUAUUGUUAAAUUAUGCACACUCACAACCAUUAUAAUGCACUGUACUAUAUGUAACCUGUACUGACCCAUGAAUGUUGCACACUUUUCGCACACCAAACGCACCAAUAUUAAAUUUUGCACACAACUGCACAAAUGGCACUUAACCUGUACCACUGUAUUCUUGGUUUUGGUUUCCUUGAAAUUAGCAACAGCAAAAGUGUUGGUAAAACGAAAUAACGAUUUCUACAUUCUGGUGUAGGUAAAACGCACUAUAUUGUAAAGUCCCAAGCCCACCUAAUGGUGUAGAGCAAAAUAACUGCUGUACCACUUGUUAGAAAGUCUGACAAAAUGAGUAAUCUAUAUUGCUGCUGGCGUGAAUAAAUACAACCAAAAU